AUGCACUCGCGUCGACUUGAGACUUUGAAGAUUGACAUCUCCAAGUAUAGGGGAGUCGAAGAGGACUCCCUCUUGAGAUGGUUCGUCGAAUUGGAUGACGCCAUAAGGGCGCGUCGCAUCGACGACGGGGAUAUGCAAGUUGCAUUUGCCCAGUCAAAUCUGGCAGGACGUGCCAAGACUUGGGCACUGGGGCUCAAGUUGCACGACCCAUACGCGUUUGGGUCGUUGGAAGUCUUCAAGUCGCGGCUCAGACAAACGUUUGAACCGCCUAGAGCUGAGUUCAGAGCUCGAACCGAACUCUUGAAGCUCAAGCAGGGUAAGCGUGAUGUGCACGCUUACGCUCAACAUAUACGACAUCUCACGAGUUGUAUAAGUUCCAAUCCGGUGGAUGAACACACGUUGGUUUCGGUGUUCAUGCAGGGUCUUGCGGAUGGUCCCGUCAAGACUCACCUGUUCCGGCUUGAACUAGAUUCACUAGAACAAGCCAUUUCCAUUGCGGAGCAGGAAGACUUCAGUCUGAGACAGGCUCGCGCCAGCUCGACAUCAUAUCGUCAACCGAGACGAUAUGACAGCGGAUGUCCAGAGCCGAUGGAACUCUGUUAUGUAGAGAGCGAGAAGGCUCGCUCUACAGACUACAAAAAGUUGCAGAAAUGCAACAGAUGUCAGAAGACAGGACACUACGCUUACGAGUGUAGUGCCCCUCGUCCAGUGUCUCGCGACACUGGGCGUAGUGACCGUCCACCCAUGAGAAAGGGGCAGGGACGAGGGUCCGCAGUUGGUGCAAAGACGCAACAACGGGAUGUACCGUCAAAAAACGGACAGGAUCAGUAG
Peronospora matthiolae is the source of this 831-nucleotide messenger RNA. The record is from the annotation of a GenBank genome assembly. Lineage: Eukaryota; Oomycota; Peronosporomycetes; Peronosporales; Peronosporaceae.